Melanotaenia boesemani (Boeseman's rainbowfish) is the source of this 2808-nucleotide messenger RNA. RefSeq lists its product as uncharacterized. The transcript has 9 exons. The coding region runs from base 674 to 1972 and encodes 432 amino acids. Lineage: Eukaryota; Metazoa; Chordata; Actinopteri; Atheriniformes; Melanotaeniidae. The record is from RefSeq and is a predicted model, not a curated record.
GCAGACCAGAGAUAAAAUGGUAAAACUAUAAACUCUAUUCAGGUGUUGGCAACAAGUCCAUAAAAAAAAGCGUCCCUGGUUGCCAUGACAAUUCUCGCGAGAACUGCCUACUGCGGAGGAUAUAAUGCGAAACGGUCUAUAUCCUUUUUAUAACUUUAUGCUUUUUAGAUAACAUAUGUAGUGGAUAUUUGCUCAGAAUAUCAGUUUGUGAGUGUCUUUGCAUUGUAUAUAUUAACAGGCACGUGCAUAAUAAAUACAGUUGCCCUUCUCAAGUGUUGAGGAGAGAAAUGCAGCUUCCGCAUUCGUUAAGUAUCUUCGCGGGUCAAAACGAAAGAGCAUUUUGUAAAGAUGUCAACCAGUGAAUUGUUCCACCUUUUUCGAAUGAACUAUUUUGUAUAAUCUUAUAACAUACACAUUUUUGGAGAAAAAAAAGUGGAAUCACUGUUUAAACUGCUUUUACUUUUGAUGAUAUAUUUCGUGUUAUUGCGGGAGGAAUGCAAGAGCACCAACAGCCACACAGCGACCAUGUCCCUAGUGUCAACGGUUCAUCAAGCUGUAAAGUCCUACAAAGACGAACAAGCUAAACUCAAUGGCAGUAUUCGAGUCUUGAACGAAAUCUUACAGAGCUUGACUUGGCAACCCAAGGCAGGUUCACAAGAGUCAACAUCAGCAGAUGAUGUUGCUGCAGCUUGUUCUUGAUGCAGAUGCAGAUGUCCCACCAGGGGAGAAGGAAGAUAUGGAACUGCUUGAGCGAGCACUGGAAAAAGCUCUUCGAAUCCGCUCUGGCUCAGAGAGUUCUAGAAAGGACUCUAGUGGUAAAAACCUUGCUGGAACUCACAAGAAAACAGACGCAUGCAUGGAUGUACUGCAUUCAUCAACAACAUCCAAAGAAAGUCAAAGAGCCAUGAGAUUAACCUCUAAAUCGGCCAGUCAUGACAGAAAGACAUUGAACCCAAGGCCUUCAGCAAGUUUCAAACCAGGAAAGUCCAAAACCACAAAUAACAGAAAGAUCAUUCAAAGCCAUCCACCCUCUUUGGCUCAGGCUGUGCACCAGACAUCAAGAAAAUUGCAGCAGGCUGUCUUGGCAUCUGCUUCUCCUGAUGAGAUCACAACAUCGCUUACUAAAAACAAGACAGUCAGAAGCAAUAUGCCGAGUGACAAAGCUGCACCUGUAUCCGGGCCUUCUUCAAGUAACAAACUGUCCAUUUUGGAUGCAGAUUGGUCCGGGGCAAGCAUUUUGCUGCAAAAGAAUGGGUUGCCAUCUGAACAAACAACUAAAUGGAAAUCUUUAAGGAGCAAGCAAAACAGAUUGUGGGAAAAAGUAAUUGCCCUACAGAGGAAACCUGUGCCUGGGAGGAGUCACUUCAUGGAGAGAAUGAGAGCUAUGUUUCCCAGGGAUUGGCCAUGUGGUAGUCCAGAUCAGACCAGGACUCUGCUGCACAGACGGAUUCACCAAGGGCUCGACCUCGCACAGCGCUUUCAGGCAGAGGAGCUUUUGGCUAAGCAGGCAUCAGAAAUGGCCACAGACCUGGGUGCUGAGCAAAGCAAGUAUGAUUCCUGUCUGACACUUGAAAGAUUGCAGCUGAUGGUAGCAGAGCUCCAGAUCUUUGCACAUCAAGUGAAAAAAGAGUGGAAAGCAUGGGAUCGAUGGAGGCCAGAUGGAGGUUGUCUUUGCCCCACUGGGGCAAACAUCGUGUGGGGAGACGGGAUAACUUCACCCCUGCCCCCGACUAUAACUUAUAGGGCAGAGGCAGAGCUCCAAGAGCUGGAGAGGCUGCGGAUGAGAGUGGCACUGCUGCAACAAGAGAAUUACCUGGAACAGGUCCUGUUGGACUCUCUGUCCCCUCAGUUUUCAUCUCUAGUACCUGGACCUGGACGUCCCAACCCCAGUGUGCUGAGAGACAUCUAUUCCCUGCUGGGAGAAGGAGGGAAGCGUUUCCCUGCCAUAAUCCUGGACUCUGAGCCUGAAUGACCACUAAGCAUGUCACUGAGUUACCACUUUUUAGGCUAAAUGAAAGGUAUGCAUACACACGACAUUUCUCCACAUACUGCAGUCCAGUGAAGCAACCGAUUAGGACCCAUUUGACAUGGUCAAUUCAACAAAAUAUUAUAUAAACAGAAAACAUACCCCCAUGUCAAAGUGUCCCUGGGAAAUGAAAGUGUAUGAAAGUGCAAAUGUCUGUUUUUCCUUGUCAGUCCUGUUUGGUGACCUUUCUAUGAUGCAUAUAGCCUCCUACUGAGUAUUGAAUUUGACUUGCUCCAGCCUCUUGUGAUCCUAACCGUUAUUCAUGUAUAAUAACUAACGGAUAGCUAAAUGUGUACCUUAUGAAGCGGUAACUCAGAGUUAAAUCAAGAAUGUUAAUAACUUGAAUAAGUUUCCUUUGUAUAUGUCUAUCCUUGGUUUCUAACAUGUUUUAGACUGUUCAAAACUUGAGUUACUAUUUAUGAAUUUUAAAAUUAAUCUGUAUAUUGUCAUAGUUGAUAGGAGCUGGUAGCCACAGAGAUCUGACUGUAUGGGAAUUUGAAAUUCCUGUAGGACCCAAUAAACACUUUGUGGGUUUUUUUCUGUAUAAACUGAUAUGUUCUCUUUUUUUUAUUUGCUCAACUAUGAUAUAUCACAGUUAAUAAAGGAAAAACAAAACAACUGUAGUUACUCAUUGUGCCAACAGGUGGUACUCAAUAAGCAGAAGAAGCCACAGGGCACACAGAGCAAUUUAUAUAAGUUGAGAGUCGGAUCCAAACCAUGACCUAAAAUGACUUCAGGACAAUGUUUUUUUCUAAAGACCAACAAGUAAUGGGUAUUAGUCA